AUGAUUCCAAGGCGAAAACCGUACGAAGACAGUCCCCCAUGCCGUCAGAAUAUCAUAACGGUGGCCACUCCUGGCAUCACGGCUCAGCGUUGCCAGAUCUCGCGCUACACCGGCGUGGAUGGCGUAGAUGUCCUUGAAAAUGCGUGUAGCUGGCAACCUCAUGUCGACUCCAUGACAAUCGAAGAUCAUGCAGCAGACGAAUUGCUGGCCUUUCAAAUGGGGCAUGGGAACUACGUGCUAACGGCAGAGGAAGAGCCUCCUUUGCUUUAUCACGCUAGCUGUCGUGUGGCACCGAGGCUUCUGCACAAUGUCAUGGCAUCUCCUGAAAUAGACGAAGUAGUGUAUAACAAGUGUAGCUUCAACCCUUUGCAUUGGCUCUUGAUGCUGAAGGAGUUGGUCACGUCUCUUGCGUUCUCCGUUUAUCCUAGACGGUGUGCGUAUUCACAGGUGCGAAUGACAAAUGUAGGCGGAAACAGGGACCAGGCGGUAUGCCGGCGGGAGAUUCGAAAAGCAGUUCGAAUUAUAAAGAAAGCUGCAGUUAAGUCACAGCGUGAAAAUGACUUGGCUGCGCACUCAUCACCAGGGCGAUUACUUCCUUUAAAACUUGUCUUGUUUGGCUGCAGUCGUGGGGCCACCACCACAUUUUACACCGCGAUGAAACUGCCGCUUGAAUUGGCACAAUAUGUAUCUCUUGUGGUUGUUGAGGCACCAUUUGAUACGCUGCAUAAUGUGAUUAACUCAUCUUGUUGGUUUCCACGCUUAACGUUGUGGUUUGUUCGGAAUUUUUGCGAUUAUGAAGGAGAUGAACCGUAUUCCUUUGACCCUGAUCGAGUGCAACUUCGCUGCCCCAUCGCCUUUGUGAUGUCUGUAAAAGACACCCGGGUGCCAAACAAGCUUACCCGUCGGCUGAUCGACACCGUCAGGCGGGAGUGUCCACAGAUCCCUGCAGUGGAGGUGUUGGAGCUGAAGCACAGUCGGCACCCGCUGAUGGCCGUGGGGAAUCGCGAGGACCAGGAUGCGUAUGUCGCCUUUAUGGAGCGACUCUAUGCCACCUACUGCAGCUGA
Messenger RNA from Trypanosoma conorhini, 1065 nucleotides. RefSeq lists its product as uncharacterized. The record is from RefSeq and is a predicted model, not a curated record. The transcript has a single exon. The coding region runs from base 1 to 1065 and encodes 354 amino acids. Lineage: Eukaryota; Euglenozoa; Kinetoplastea; Trypanosomatida; Trypanosomatidae.